UGUUAGUUGGGUCAGCUGGACAUCCUGAUGUUGACUCAAGUCCACAUGGGAAGGGAAGUCCCCAUGCAGGGCAUCAUAUAAAGGAGGUAGGGUGAAGUGGCCAUGGCAGAUCCAUAGCUAGAAACAAGGUGGUAGGUGAAGUCUGUAGCUCUGUUUGGGAUACUUCACUGAUGUUACUCAUUUAAUUCAUGCAUUCUCUUUGAUUUAUUUGGAACUAUCCCAACUAAGAACCUCAACCUUUGGAAAUUGAGGUCUUUUCUAGAUUUUUUUUCUAAAGAAAAUGAACGCUUGUGGCCUUUUCCAGGCUGCAGUUUGCCUUGUCUUACUUUUACUUAAUUUUUCCGCCGCUACCCAUUUCCAAACUCAACCCUCAAACAACAGCAGCACUUUCUGCUUCUGGACUAAAUCCAUCUCCAAUGGACGCACAAGUUACAUGUUCCUGCACCGAACCCCCAGCAGGUCCGGCGAGACAUCUCUAGUCCUAUUUGACAGCAUCUGGACCAAGGACAACACCCUGGUGGACUGUGUUACAAGCUCCAACCAAGUUGUUACCAAAAGCUACGUGUCACAGUGCUGGGAGCCUGGAGCCACAAUUUUUUCUCGAAUUCCAGACGAACGCUUCAACGUCAGCAAGCUGGUUGACCCCGCUGGCCCCUGCGAGGGCACCGUGGGUCGCUUGGCACAUCCUAGGCAGUCGGUUCGCCGCAGGAGCAGAGACCUGGAGAGCGUUGACCGGCAGGAUGGGGAGACGCUGAGUGGAGAAAGUUCUGGACAGAAGUCGAGGCGCUCGAAGAGAGCGUGGAUCGUCCCAGGAACUCUGUGGUGCGGCGCCGGACACUCGGCCCUCGACUUUACCGAAUUAGGACUGUAUGUGAACACUGAUAUGUGUUGUCGGGAGCACGACCACUGUAAAGACUCCAUCACUUCCUUCGGGUUCAACUAUGGAGUCCUCAACACCAACAUCUUCACCCUUUCACACUGCGACUGUGAUAAGAAGUUCCAGCAGUGUCUUCAUAAAGCCAACGACAGCAUGGCCAACGUGGUGGGAUACGGAUACUUCAACGUCCUCAAGAUGCGCUGCUUCGAAUUCGCAGAGAGGAUGGAGUGUGCUGAGAGGACCUGGUGGGGCAUGUGUAAAUUCCACCAGAUGGCUAAAUACGCUUUGGUAAGGGAUGCUACAUAUUACAAUUCCACAUCCCCUGAGUUAGAGGAGGAAACGAGCGCUGUUUACACAACGUCUGCUGGACAACCGACAGCCACUCCUGGUUCAACUGUGCCAUCUACUCUACCCACUGAAGAUCCCCGGGCAGACCGAGAGCAUCCUGAAACAACUGACUCGCAACAGACAAAACCAACAGACACAACACCAACAAAACCAACAGACACUAAAGACACAAAACCAACACCAACAAAACCAACAGAACCAACACCAACAAAACCAACAGACUUAAAACCAACAGAAUUAACACCAACAAAACCAACAAAAUCAACAUCAACAGACACAAAACCAACAGACACAAAUUCAACAGAAUCAACACCAACAAAACCAACAGACACAAAACCAACAAAAUCAACACCAACAGACUCAAAACCAACAGACACAACAGACACAAAUCCAACAGAAUCAACACCAACAAAAUCAACACAAACAAAAACAACAGACUCAAAACCAACAGAAUCAACACCAACAAAACCAACAGAUUCAAAACCAACAGACUCAAAACCAACAGACUCAACACCAAUAAAACCAACAUGCUCAAAACCAACAGACUCAAAACCAACAGAAUCAACACCAACAAAACCAACAGACUCAAAACCAACAGACACAAAACCAACAGACUCAAAACCAACAGACUCAAAACCAACAGAAUUAACACCAACAAAACCAACAGACACAAAACCAACAGAAUCAACACCAACAAAACCAACAGACACAAAACCAACAGAAUCAACACCAACAAAAUCAACAGACUUAAAACCAACAGACUCAAAUCCAACAGAAUCAACACAGGCAAAACCAACACAGACCUCAAGUUUGCCGAAGACGCAGCCUGAUCUACAGAGCAGAGAUAAAGGUAAAGUUUCCACAUGUGAGAGUUAUAAGGACCUGGACUCCUGCCGCCUUCAGAUCCCUGGAAAGCAGGAGAAGUUCGGUCUGAGGAACGCUGAAUUCGCCACCCUGUACCACUGCAACUGUACCGCCAGACUCUCCAACCAAUUCUCUGGACUGGACCGGGUCGAUGAUGUUCAUUUCUUCCUGCUGGACUUCGUGUCCCAGUUCUGUUUCAUCCUGCCCCCGAACUGCACCGACAGUGACAGCUGCUCUUCUAAAGAUCCUCCUGUGAUCAGACGCUGGACCAAAGACGUGGCCGGAGGGCGCCCUCUUGUGGCCUCGAAACGUAAAGCCAAGCGCCUCAACUCCAAAAGAUCCAAGAGGAAGGACUCCUUCAGACUGUAUAAGAAGUGCCUCAGGAUGCACUCCAAACUGCAGAGACCCAAAGAACCAACUGAUCACAAACUCCAGAACCCUUCAGGACAUGCAGAACCAAUAAAACAAUAAACAUACCUGUCCUGAAAAACUUCCACCAUGCUCAGACUGUCCUGAACACCUUCCACCAUGCUCAGACUGUCCUGAACACCUUUCACCAUGCUCAGACUGUCCUGAACACCUUUCACCAUGCUCAGACUGUCCUGAACACCUUCCACCAUGCUCAGACUGUCCUGAACACCUUCCACCAUGCUCAGACUGUCCUGAACACCUUUCACCAUGCUCAGACUGUCCUGAACACCUUCCACCAUGCUCAGACUGUCCUGAACACCUUUCACCAUGCUCAGACUGUCCUGAACACCUUCCACCAUGCUCAGACUGUCCUGAACGUCUUCCACCAUGCUCAGACUGUCCUGAACACCUUUCACCAUGCUCAGACUGUCCUGAACGUCUUCCACCAUGCUCAGACUGUCCUGAACACCUUCCACCAUGCUCAGACUGUCCUGAACACCUUCCACCAUGCUCAGACUGUCCUGAACACCUUUCACCAUGCUCAGACUGUCCUGAACACCUUCCACCAUGCUCAGACUGUCCUGAACGUCUUCCACCAUGAUCAGACUGUCCUGAACGUCUUCCACCAUGCUCAGACUGUCCUGAACGUCUUCCACCAUGCUCAGACUGGCCUGAGAACUGCUCAUUUUUCAUUAUUUGGAAGCAGAAAGCACUGUAAACUGAACUCUAUGCAAAAGUGCACUACUAUUUUUUUUGUGAAUAUAAAUGUAUGAUAUCU
This is a messenger RNA of Astyanax mexicanus (Mexican tetra), 3278 nucleotides long. RefSeq names its product phospholipase A2 group III (gene pla2g3). Gene Ontology annotation, biological process: phospholipid metabolic process; arachidonate secretion. NCBI's taxonomy places the organism in Eukaryota, Metazoa, Chordata, Actinopteri, Characiformes, Acestrorhamphidae. The transcript is spliced from 7 exons. The record is from RefSeq and is a predicted model, not a curated record. Bases 281 to 2560 code for a protein of 759 amino acids. Gene Ontology annotation, molecular function: A2-type glycerophospholipase activity.